AUGUCUGAAAAUACAAUUACGUUUGUUACAGGUAAUGCCAAUAAAUUGAAGGAAGUUAUUGCUAUCCUUUCAACAUCUGAAUCUCAAAAUGGCACAUCAAAAGUUGGAAAAUAUUCCAUUACCAAUAAGUCUUUAGAUUUGGAUGAGGUUCAAGGUACAAUCGAAGAGGUGACCAUUAACAAAGCCAAGGCUGCUGCCAAAAUACUCGAUGGACCAGUCCUUGUUGAAGAUACAUGUUUGGGUUUUGAAGCCUUUAAUAAUUUACCAGGGCCUUAUAUCAAAUGGUUUGUCAAAUCGAUUGGUUUAUCAGGAUUAGUCGAUAUGUUAUAUAAGUUUGAAAAUAAAGGUGCUAAUGCUAUUUGCACUUUUGGAUACUGUGAGGGACCAGAUGCUGAAGUCAAGUUAUUCCAAGGUAUUACUAAGGGUAAUAUUGUUGACAGCAGAGGUCCUACAGACUUCGGUUGGGAUUCAGUUUUUGAACCAGAAGGAUUCGACCAGACUUACGCAGAAAUGGAUAAGAAAACUAAGAAUACAAUCUCUCAUAGAUUUAGAGCUUUAGAUAAAUUGAGAGACUUUUUGACUUCCCAAUAA
Messenger RNA from Debaryomyces fabryi, 591 nucleotides. It is a transcript of the gene HAM1, whose product is annotated as nucleoside triphosphate pyrophosphohydrolase. Gene Ontology annotation, cellular component: cytoplasm. The record is from RefSeq and is a predicted model, not a curated record. The transcript has a single exon. Gene Ontology annotation, molecular function: nucleoside triphosphate diphosphatase activity. Gene Ontology annotation, biological process: nucleoside triphosphate catabolic process. The coding region runs from base 1 to 591 and encodes 196 amino acids. NCBI's taxonomy places the organism in Eukaryota, Fungi, Ascomycota, Pichiomycetes, Serinales, Debaryomycetaceae.